GCGGCAAGCGGCGAGUCGAGAGCAUCCCUACCGUCCUCUCCGGACCCGUGCAGCCACCACGACACCCCGUGACGGGCGUGACGCUCAGUGACGCCGGCGAAACCCAGUGACGGUGGUGACGCCGGGUCGGUGACGUCAGUGGCACCCCAGACGGCGUUGGAGCGGUCGCCUAGCCGGCGCCAGCCCACUCACGGUCGUGACUCGCGGCGCGGAAGGCUCGCCGCUCGUGAUGUGAGGCCGAGCAGAGCUGUGAGGUCGUGAAGCGGAGCCGUGAGGUCGUGAAGCGGAGCCGUGAGGUCGCGAAGCGGACGGCGAUGGCGGCCCCGGCCGCAGUGUGGACUCGAAUGGUGGCGGUCGCAGCUCUGCUCGGACACGCACUCGGCGCCUCCAACGUGCACAUCUCUCACGUGCGCAUGCCGUCGGUGGUGCUGAACGACUCGCUGCCCAGCGUCGUGCUCGACUGCGAGUACGAGCUGGACGCGGCCGACCGAGCCGCCGCCGGCCUGGUGGUCAAGUGGUACCACAACCGCAGCCCGGCCCCGUCUACCAGUGGAUCCCCGGCUACCCGCCGCAGGCGUUCGGCCUGCUCCGAGGUCACGUCAACCUGGGUCACGUGGUCAGCGAUGACCCGCUGAAGGUGCACCGCGCCGUGCAGAUCGUGCGGCCAACGACGGCUAUGUCGGGCGAGUACACGUGCCGCGUGACCACGUGGCAGGGCGUCGACUCGGCCACCAAGAAGAUGGUCA
Pollicipes pollicipes is the source of this 746-nucleotide messenger RNA. RefSeq lists its product as uncharacterized. NCBI's taxonomy places the organism in Eukaryota, Metazoa, Arthropoda, Thecostraca, Pollicipedomorpha, Pollicipedidae. The coding region runs from base 315 to 635 and encodes 106 amino acids. The transcript has 2 exons. The record is from RefSeq and is a predicted model, not a curated record.